CGUGUAUUGUGAACCUUCGGCUGAAUCAUUUUUGAUGACGUCAUUGAUAUUGUACAACACCUCGCUUUCAAAGGCGAAGUUCCUUAAAGAACCUCAUUCUGCUAUUUUUUCACCAUGUCCGAGUAUGAAUUAGGCUCGAGAGGAGCCCUGAAGCUGAAAGGAGACGCCGGGAUUAAAAAGAAAAAAAAGAAGAAGGAUAAGGAGAAAAAGAUGAAGGUAGUAGAGGAGGCUAUCAAAGAAGAAGCUGAGAGGAAAUAUGAAGUGAAGCCGACCAAAGCUGAGCUUGCCUUUCAGAAAAUGCAAGAAAAAGUGGAAAUGGAAAGGAUAAAGAAAAAAGCUUCCAUGACUCACAAGCAGAGAGUCGAGGAGUUCAACAAGCAUCUUGACAGCCUUACAGAACAUUUCGACAUACCCAAAGUCAGCUGGACUAAAUAAAUUCACCUAUUUAUUUUAUAUUUAA
Molecule: messenger RNA, 460 nt
Organism: Cimex lectularius (bed bug)
Lineage: Eukaryota; Metazoa; Arthropoda; Insecta; Hemiptera; Cimicidae
Product: protein FAM32A
Exons: 4
Coding region: 115-435 (106 amino acids)
Cellular component (GO): nucleolus
Source: RefSeq, a predicted model, not a curated record